Messenger RNA from Antechinus flavipes (yellow-footed antechinus), 1122 nucleotides. RefSeq names its product major urinary protein 4-like. The transcript is spliced from 7 exons. Gene Ontology annotation, molecular function: small molecule binding. Lineage: Eukaryota; Metazoa; Chordata; Mammalia; Dasyuromorphia; Dasyuridae. The coding region runs from base 66 to 599 and encodes 177 amino acids. The record is from RefSeq and is a predicted model, not a curated record.
ACAGAUACGAACAUUCAUAGGAACCCUAUCUUGUUUUUUCUUGGCUGCUGGAGGUAAAGAGGGCUAUGAGUAUGACACAUCUGCUACUGACUAUGGGUUUGGCCCUAGUCUGUACCAUCCAGGUCGAGGCCACUGGUCCAGUAAAAGACAUCAAUCUCAAGAAGUUUGUUGGAAGGUGGUAUCCUUUAUUAUUGGCCUCCAAUGACUUGGAAAGCAACUCUGCAGCUUUUAUCCACAGUAUUGAUGUGAAAGUAAACAGCCUGAUAUUUUACUUCACCCUCAGGACAAAUGGUGAAUGUAAGCAAGUGGCAGUAUUUGCUAACAAACUGGAAAACAAUAAAUACAAACUCCGAUAUCCAGGCAACAAUAUACUGUAUGUGGAAGAUGCUGACCCAAAUGAUUAUCUCCUGAUUUACACAACUAAUAAGAUUCAUGGAAGGGAAACCAAAGGAGUGGAACUCUACAGUCGACAGAAAGGAGAAACUGUGAAUCAAGAAAUUAAAAAAAAAUUUGAAGAGAUGUAUAAGUCAUAUGGAAUUAAAAAAGAAAAUGUCCUUGACUUGACUAAAACUGAUCCAUGUGAGCGCUCCUUAGAAUAGAAAAGUUGGCGCAAACAUGCAGGUCAGACAUCUGAAGACUUUUCAACAUUCUUCAUAAAGCAUCAUUUUAGAGCUCCUCACAAAUAAGUAAUCAUCUUCUUCUUAAAGCGUUCCUUUUAAUCAACAUUCCCUUUAAGGGGAUUACCAGAACUAAAAAUGUUACCCAAAUGUAGUAUAAGCAGAGAAGAACCAAAUAAAAUGACUAACACCAAUGAUCUAUGUAACUUAACUCCAUUAGUAAAACCAAAAUUGUGUAUGUAUGGAUUUACGUAUUUAUGUAUAUAUAUACACUUACACGCACACACACACCACACAAACACACACACACAUAUGCAUGCAAGUUACAUUACACUAUUGGCUUAUAUUAUUUGUGAUCAACCAAGGUCUAGAAUGGAAUUUGAAAUUACAUGUAUCAUAUCCCCUUCCCCAUAUAUGUUUCCACUAUGUUCGAUCUCCCUUGAACUCAUGUAAUUCCUUAAAUCUUAAUGUAAAGAAUAAAAAAUAUAUAAUGCAAGAUUUCAAA